UGAAAAAUCUGCAUUUUUUUUUUCAUGGAUUUCUAUAGUUUGGUCGAUGUCAUGAUGCUUUUCCUGCUGUUACCGAAAGAUUUUCCAAGAAUUAAAGGUAAAUGAAGUCAGUUUUCUUGUAAUUUUGCUCAAAUACUGAAUUUCAGAGGUUUAGAUGUUUACUAAUGUACAUAUGAAACAGAACAGCUUCUCAUGCUGAACACAAAACAAAUUCUACUGAUUUUAGAGGCGUCAGAAGAAGGUGAAAGAAGCUGACUAAAGAUUAGUAGGAAAUAUGAAUACAAACGUGUAUUUAUUGGCGCUUACAGGAACUUUCUGGGGAUAUAAUACCAGUCUUCCUUAAACAUUUUCCAUUUUCUCAAGCCAAUAAUUAAAAAUGUUUCCUUAGCUGGAGCCAUUUCAACAUUUGGAACAACUAGAAACUGUUUUUUCUGUGUUUUUACCAAAUUUCAUGACUCUCAGAGUUUUAUUUCUGGAGAUACUGAAGCUUUAAAACGGUUCACCAGAUAACGGGUUUGUGAGAGUAAAAGUAAACACCAGAAAAUGUGCAUAUUUUAAAUAAUGUGGAAAAACUAGUAGGGAAUCAAUUUAAAGACUUAUUGUUUAGAAAGAAGUUAAUUAUAGUAACUAGUGCCUUCAUUUUGCAAAUCAAUGAGUUAAACCUGCUCAUAAAUCUCUGAAAGUUGCAUUAAAAUCACAAAACUGCUUUUGAUUUGUUGCAGUUUCCUCUGGUGAGACUUUGAGACCAACUUAAAAGUGAAAAUAAGUAAAAGUUUCUUCACAUUUCGGCUCUGAAAUGCAGCAGGAAAGACUUCAUUUGAGUCCAACCGGCUUCAGGUGUGUCGACUCGUCUCCCAGCUGAACUGAGGUUUUAUUAAAGCAGCAGAAGCGAAGAGGAGCAGUUUCAGAUCAACCUGCUGCUGCCACAUUUAGAUGUUCUGUGGAGCAUCAGCAGCAAUUAUGUUUGCUUGAAUUGUCUGGCUUCCAGUUAGUUGGUUUUAUUUUUAGUUGUUUUUCAGUUUUCUAUGAGAGUAGGACCAACCUACACGUGUUUUAUUCUCCGAGAGGUUUUUAUCGUCUGACCUGGAAGCAUGAAGGAGGAGAUCGCUGCUGCCGUGUUCUUCGUGACUCGAUUGGUCAAGAGAUACGGCGUUCUGGAAAACGACGGCAGGGAGCGAUUCGCCGCCAGCCUCACCUCUGUUCUGUUCGAGAACUACAAGAACCACUGGAACCCGAGUGCCCCAACCAGAGGACAGGCCUACAGAUGUCUACGUAUGAACCGACUCCAGCUGCAGGACCCGGUUCUGCUGGAGGCCUGUGAGCGCAGCAACGUGCGCUACGAGGACCUGGGCCUCCCCCAGGAGCUGACGGUGUGGGUCGACCCGGGAGAGGUGUCCUGCAGGUACGGUGAACACAGCGCUCCGUUCUGCGUUUCGGCGGUGGACCGGCAUGACGGCAGUGAGUUUUCCCGUCGUAUUCAUGACGCUGUGGAACGGGCGAGCCUCGACGUCCAAUCAGGAAGCUCUUCGGACGAGGAGGAAGUGGGCGGAGACAGCAGCGUGAGCAGCAGCAGCAGCGUCCAAUCAGCUCCCUGCUCUGCUCCAAACCAACUGACCACCGAACCCAAAACCAUCCCGACGGUCAGCAACCCCAACAGCGUCUACAGGUUCAGUGAGUUUUCUCCAGGAGCUCCUCAGACGUGGCUCAGGGACAAACGGAAGCUGUUUUCUGGGGAAGCGUUGGCGCCUCAUCCUGGAGCUCCAAGCUCCCAGAAAGCGUUCAAGUCGUACCGAGCGACGUUCACCUUCAGCGGGCCUCGAGUGGAUAAAUACCACUGGGUCAGCAAGUCCCGGUCCUAGAAGCAGCAGGACCAGAGACCUUCUAUUAGUUCUGCUUUUAAACUUGGAAAUACUGCACUGUUUUAAGUAUGCUUUUGCUCUAAAUGUGUCUUUUAAAUUAAAGUGUAAAUAAAGUGACAUUGUACAGUGAUUGAAAAGAAAUAAAUGCGUACG
This is a messenger RNA of Acanthochromis polyacanthus (spiny chromis), 2012 nucleotides long. RefSeq names its product B-cell translocation gene 4 (gene btg4). The record is from RefSeq and is a predicted model, not a curated record. The transcript is spliced from 4 exons. Lineage: Eukaryota; Metazoa; Chordata; Actinopteri; Pomacentridae. Gene Ontology annotation, biological process: negative regulation of cell population proliferation; negative regulation of mitotic cell cycle. Gene Ontology annotation, cellular component: nucleus; cytoplasm. Bases 1092 to 1859 code for a protein of 255 amino acids.